AUCACCUCUAGAUCUUAUUAGUGAUAACAGACCUCACACUUUCUUUUAGUUGUAUUCAAUCUACACUUUAUGAUGUCAAAUAAAACAUUUUAUACAUCUGCAUACCUUAUACUUAAUGUAUUAUAUUUUAUUCAGUUUUGUUUCUACGAAUGUCAUGGAAAUCAAAACAGUACAAAUGAUAAAAAUGAAUUCAUAAUCAAAGUGCAGGGUCUUCCUUGGUCAACAACAAGUAAAGACAUCACAGCAUUUUUUAGUGAGUGUAACAUCAACAAUGAGACCUCCGGCAUUCACUUAAUCAUGACAAGAGAUGGAAGACCCAGUGGAGUAGCUUACGUUGAAAUGACAUCAGAACAGGACAUGGAACUGGCUUGUAAAAAAGACCAAGAGUAUAUGGGGAACAGAUUUGUUGAAGUAUUUCACGUCGAGAGAAGAGAAAUGGAAAGGGCCAUCAGAAGAAGCAACUUCAGUGUCAUACACACAUUAAAUGAUGGAUGCGUGCGCCUUCGGGGUUUACCCUUUAAAUGUUUAGAAGAAGACAUCGCCUAUUUCUUUAGGGGUUUCGAAAUAGUACCUUAUGGCAUCACAAUUGUGACUGACAGCAAUGGGCGACCCACUGGAGAUGCUUUUGUACAGUUUAGUAAUAAAGAAUUUGCGGAUAAAGCUCUCAAAAAGGACAAGAAGAAACUAUUUCACAGGUAUAUUGAAGUUUUUAGAAGCAGCUUGGGUGAAAUAAGAUUGGCAAAAAAGAAUCAACGGUCAAUAAUGGCAGCACUUGCUGAUUAUAAUGAAGAUUAUUCCAACAGGGUCAACCAUUAUAGAGGUCAUGAUGAUUUUGGGAGGCAAAUUAGAAACCCUUCGAACAAACACUUUGGGGCUGGAAAACCAAGGUUUAAAUCUGGAAGAAGCAAUCAAAUGAAAAAACUGGUGUACAUGCGAGGUCUUCCUUUCAGAGCAAAUAAAAGCGACAUUUUCAACUUUUUCAGUCCUGUCAGUCCAACCAAUAUCCACAUUAUAUAUAAUGUGAAUGGAAAGCCGACUGGUGAAGCAAAUGUGCAAUUUGGAUCUCAAGAUGAUGCAGUUAAAGCAAUGUCAAAAGACAAAAGUUUCAUGUACCAUCGAUAUGUUGAACUGUUCUUGAAUUAAAUCGAACACAAUUUUGGAAA
This is a messenger RNA of Homalodisca vitripennis (glassy-winged sharpshooter), 1163 nucleotides long. Its product is annotated as heterogeneous nuclear ribonucleoprotein H2-like. Gene Ontology annotation, molecular function: RNA binding. Gene Ontology annotation, biological process: regulation of RNA splicing. Gene Ontology annotation, cellular component: ribonucleoprotein complex; nucleoplasm. The record is from RefSeq and is a predicted model, not a curated record. The transcript is spliced from 9 exons. Lineage: Eukaryota; Metazoa; Arthropoda; Insecta; Hemiptera; Cicadellidae. The coding region runs from base 70 to 1143 and encodes 357 amino acids.